This is a messenger RNA of Polistes dominula (European paper wasp), 7401 nucleotides long. It is a transcript of the gene chico, whose product is annotated as insulin receptor substrate 1 chico. Lineage: Eukaryota; Metazoa; Arthropoda; Insecta; Hymenoptera; Vespidae. Gene Ontology annotation, molecular function: phosphatidylinositol 3-kinase binding; insulin receptor binding. The record is from RefSeq and is a predicted model, not a curated record. Gene Ontology annotation, cellular component: cytosol; plasma membrane. Gene Ontology annotation, biological process: insulin receptor signaling pathway.
CUCUUCCUCCUUCCCUCUCUUUCUCUUUCUUUCUCUCUUUCUCUUUCUUUAUCUAUCUAUCUCUCUCUAUCUGUUUGUUACGCGCAUGCGUAAUGCAUCUGUUCUCUUCCUAUUUAUCUCUUUUCCGUGUAUACCGCGGUAAACUUGGCGCGCAUGUGUAUGCGUGCAUCGCGUCGAUGCAACACUGAGGCCUUCCUUCUGUUUUUCUUUCUCUCUAUUUCUUUCUCUUUUGCACCCUUAUACGUAGACACGAAAGAGAGAGAUAAAGAAAAAGAGAGAGAGAGAAAGAGAGAGGAGGAAUGGCGCGCGAUCAAAGGCUCACGUAGUAAAUCGUGCGUUCGCGCGAUAAACAGGUGUAGAAAAGUCCUAUGGUAAAAAGUUACAUUUGGUUGCACUUUAAGAGCAAAGACAGUAAAGAGGAAAGUGAAAAAAGCAGGAAAGAAAAAAUAUCGAAAUAAAGAAAGGAAAUAAGAUAAAGAAAGAAAGAAAGGACGACGGCCUUCCGUAGGCGGCGCGUGAAUACUUCGUAGAGUGUCGUCGACCUGUUAACCUCUUGCGUUCCAAGAUAGCGUGUGCAGAUUCUUCGAAAUUAAUCGUUUAAAAUUGAAAUCUCUGUGUGGUUUGACAGGUGGACAUUGUUGACAUCGUGGGAGAAAAAAAAGGAAGAAGAAAAUAGAUACAAUCAUUGAAUUUGUACCUUGACGGCGCAUUUAAAAAAAAACGUACGUUUAAAGGCGUAUCGUAUCCUAACCUCUCUCUUGCUUGAGUAAGAGAGAGGGUGGGUGGAAGAAAGUAAGAGAUUUAAGUGUUGUUUUCUACCGUACUGUCGAACAGAGUCGUCUCGAUCGUAAACUAAAGUUUGCGGAAGACGUUCGAAGAAGGAAUGGUGGGAUUGCAAGGGGAGGGGGAGCUCUGGAUGGAACGCCCUUAACGCGCGUUGCGAGUGCACAUGCACCGGGCUUGCCGUGCGGCGUGCAUUCGCUUAUUUACAAUUGACACGUGCUUUCUACUAUACGUCUUUUACGGUGCUUCGUUUAAAAGACUUAUAUAUGUUUAUCAAAUGUUUCACUGGAUUGCGUUCCUUUGAAUAAAAUACAUUUAGUGUAUCAUCUACUUUAUCAAGUGUGGGUGGUAGGAAAAAGUAAGUGUUAGAAACCGUACAAAGAGAAAAGUGUGCGAAGUUGUGUUUGACGAAGGAGGUGAAAGCUGGUGGGGAUUUUAAACGAAGAGAAAAAGAGAGAGAGAGAGAAAGCGAGAAAAGAAAUCACGCGCGACACGAGCUCCGAUCGACGCGCGCGAUAAUAUCGACAACGCGCACGUCAUGCUCGAGAGAACGGUUUGGUUCUCGAUCCUCCUACUUUCAAUCAGUAAUACGUUUAAAUCGCGAAACGAUAAUUCAAGGAACGAGAUAAACACGAAGAGAAACUACGAGAACAACGUCAUCGUCGUCAACGUCCUCGUCAACAUCGUCGUCAACGUCGUCAACGUCGUCAUCUUCUUCUUCUUAUGCGAUUACUUAGUGGUUGUUAAAGUAGAAGAAUCGAAGAAGAAGAAGAAGAAGAAUAGUAGUAUUUCCACCUGACGCGUGUGUACUACUAUUACUACUAUUACUACUACUGCUACUAGGGUGGGAACACACAUUUGCUUUCUCUCUCUCUCAUUUGCUUACGAUAAUUUUGCUUUGUGAUAUCGUUAACCAACUAAGGAAAAAUAAUAAGUGUACCACUCCUCUCUUUGCAAAACGCAUUGCCGAGAACAACAACACACACGACGAUGUCAUACUUCAUCCGCGUGAGCUACGAAUCUCGGAAUACGCGGCACGUUAAAGUUACACGUUCGUUCGAAAGUAAAAUGUAAAGAGAGAGAGAGAGAGAGAGAGAGAAAAAAAAGAGAUAAAAAGAGAGAGAGAAAAAGAGAGUGCGUGUGUGUGUGCGUUUGCGUGCAUGUGUGGUGUAUAUGUGUGAGCGAGAAAACGAUAUUUACGCGCGACAGGAGAACCCGUCGGCAAUUUUUUGGUUUCUCGCAAGGACGGCUUUUCCGAUUGUGGCCGAGGCAAUGUCUUCGGGCAACAGAGGUUUGGCGUCCCCAUCCCGUGGGCCUAUUGUGCGUAGCGGGCAUCUGAAAAAGCUUAAAACCUUGAAAAAGAAAUAUUUCGUUUUACGAGGCGAGGCACCGGGAUAUCCCGCUUGUUUGGAAUAUUAUGACAGUAAGAAGAAAUUUGAAAGCAAGCAUUUGCCUAAACGCAGCAUCCUACUGCACAGCUGCUUCAAUAUCAACAAGCGUGUCGACACCAAGCAAAAACACGUUAUAGCGUUGUAUACGAAGGACGAAUGCUUUUGUUUGAUCCUCGAUAAUGAAAAGGAACUGAAUGAGUGGUUGAAAGCAAUGCUCCUACUACAGAGCGGUGAUGUACCUGAAGGUGAACAGCCUCGCCCUACGUUCGAGCACGUGUGGCAAGUUACUAUGCAGAAGAAAGGACUUGGAGAACGAAAAAAUAUCAAUGGGCCGUAUAGGUUAUGUCUCACUGAUCGCACUCUAAGUCUAGUCAAAAUUGGAGCUAAAGACAACUCCGAUUCUAUUGAAUUUUCUUUAAUCUGCAUAAGGAGGUGCGGUUAUAUGGAACGCAUCUUUUACAUGGAAGUUGGUAGAUCCGCAGUGACAGGAGGUGGUGAAUUUUGGAUGGAAGCCGAAGAUAGUAACAUUGCGCACAACAUGCAUGCUGCAAUCUUAAAUGCAAUGAGUAAUUCGAAUUCCUAUAAAGACGAAGUUGGACCUCGUCAAAGGAUGCGUAGUUCCUCGGCAAAUGAAGCAAGUAAACCCAUCUCAGUGCUCCAACGACGACAUACAGGGCAAAAAUUUCAUAGCUUCUCACCUCUAGAGGAACAAAGGACGUGCAAGGAACAGGUGGAUCCGUUGCAGGAACAGACCACUACUGCCUCUGCCCCCGCACAGUGUAGUCAAUCUCAGAGUACUUCUUCCAAUACGUUCACGGUCGUUGCCGGUACCGGGGCUGGGACUGCUGGGAUUGCCUCGAUUAAUGUCAACUGUGCCACUGCUACUAGACGUCGUCAUUCGGUAGCAAGUCAUCCCCAUUCCGUCAAUAAUUCCCAAUCCGCUCAUGUCACAACAAGUACAACUACUACAACGACAACCAUCACCAUCACAACGACCGCCACCGCAACCACUACAACCACAACCGCAAUAAUAUCCCAUCAGAGAACCCUGUCGCUGCCCUUAGCUGCUGUUAUUAUCAAUCAAACGCAAUCAUCCAAAAGAUCUGUUUUACGCUGUACCACUGGACGUGACAGAUGCGACAGUUUGCCAUCAAGAGCUCGGACAACGAGUGAAUGUCAUCCAACAACAGUUGUCCUGAGUCAUCCUAGAAGUUCUCAUUUUAUAUCUCACGUACCCAGACCUCACUCUAUGUAUGGACGAGGUCUGUCUUAUUCUCCACCAGUUUCCUCAAUGCCGAUUAGUCCAGCCUCAGGAGCAUGCUCAACUGAUUCAGCUGGGUCUUCUCUUUCUAUGGAGGAUGGUAUUGAAAAUAUUUUAGAAGAAGGUACUGGCUCGAGAUAUGGUCAUUCGUUGACUCCCGACGAGCCAGUCAUUUUAGAAGAGAAUGGGGACGAUUAUGCUGCAUGGUCUACGACGCAUUCGCAUCAUAAAUACUCGCCAAACUUUAAAUCCCAUUCUCCGUCACAGCAGAGUUCCUAUGUAGAAAUGUAUAGUCCUUGUGGUUCGAGUCCUGGACGUGGUGGAAAUUACAUGCCAAUGAGUCCAGCGACGACAGCUUAUUCCCAUUCUCAUGCAUCGUCUCUUGUAGAGGAGUCGAAUGUUUUACCUGAUGGCUAUGUUCCAAUGGCGCCUGUUGGCGAUGAUGGCUAUGUAGAUAUGGAUCCAUCAAGCAGUCAUAAUGGUCAUUUUCCAGAUGACAUGUCACAACACGGUGGUAGUAGUUGCUCAGUAACUUCUGGCACACCUAGUACAGAUUUACGUUUUUCCGAGUAUCACCUAGAUAAAGUAACCAGCUUCUUUGCACCAGGAGAAGAUUUGCAAGCUAGACCAACUAGAGCGUAUUCGGUUGGAUCUAGACCAGAACCAACUAAUAAGCAUCGUAAAAAUAGAUUAGAUAUCACGCAGCAGGAAGCAAGUAGAGUGAGAGCAUUCUCUGUAGGCAGUCGUUCAAAGAGACCUGAACUUGGCAGAUUAGCUAAUGUAGUUACAACUCCUUUGCCAUCUAGUUCGGAUAAUUCCAAUUCAAAUAAAUCAAAUUCAGCGCCGUUAUUAUCCAGUUCUUGGGGUCAUAAUUCUGGUUGUUCUGGUACAUCCGAACGAAUGGAAGAUCUUAUGGAAUUAGAUUUUACAAGACAAAGCGUUCCAGCUACUCUUUCAUCACCACCUUCUUCCUAUACACAGUCACAAUCACAGUCAUAUUCUACUGCCACCACCGACACUAGUUCCUAUGUCGAUAUGUCUCCUGGACAACCGCCUACAUCGACCACUGCCUCGUACGUCGACAUGAGCGGCUUAAAUAAGAUCAAUCGUAAUAAUAACAAUAAUUCUAUCACUGCCAAUCAGAACCAUAGUCACGUUCAUGUAACAUCUUCGGCUUCCACACACAAACCCGUCAUAACAACCUUGAAACCAGUGGAAGAAACAGAGGGUUCAUAUAUGAAAAUGGACGGUAAUAUGGAAGAUUGGUCGCUAUCAGGUGCAAGUCCUAAACAAAUUCCAUCACCUAUGCAGGAAGACUGUAUUCAAACGAAUGGCCCACCAGGUGGUGCGAGAACGGCCCCGGUUGAUUUACCUCAACCUAGACGACCUCCUGAAGGAUAUGUAGAAAUGUCCUUUAAAGCUAGGCCAAAUUUAGAACAAGAUUAUAUUAAUAUAAAUAUGAGUAUGGUUGGACGGAACAACCGAAGAGUACGGGUAAACAACAGUCGCAAGGAAAACUCACGAUCACAACCAAUCGCUAUUCAAGCUGGAAGUAAACCAUUGAAAGCACCCAAUUUCUUACCUCUUAAUGGUAGUCCAACAUCGGAAAGUCUAGCAAGUACACCAGCUUCUCCUCCACGUGCUACACCUACUGGCUCGGCAGCUACUAUUUUUCCCUUCUCUUUAAAUAGUCCUCAAUCUCCUAUAAAACCAUUUACGCAUCAACCAAAAUCUGAUGAUACUUCUUCGAGGAUUGAUACGGAUUUAAAGAAUAAUGAUUAUGACAUUACGUCUGAUAAUACGACCAAAAAAAUGAACACCAUUAAUCCAGUCUCGAUGACAGAUACUACAAAUAAUUCAAUAUCAAAAAUUAUUAACGACGAACCAUUAAGUCGUAAUACGGAUCAAACACGAGUUAUAUCAAACUCGAUAUCUUCUCAAGAAUGUACGUUGAAUUCAUUAACAAAAAAAUUUGCCGAUCUUACAGUAUCGAAGCCACGAUUAGUUACUGCAUCACCUAAUACCAGUCCGACGUUAUCGGGUUUUAAAACUGCUAUGUUACAACAAAAAUCGUCAUCGCCGAAAUUCAUUGAUGAAACACCGAUACAAACACCUACGUCUACUCCAACUCCUACGCCUAGUCCUUUAGAUAGCGAUGGUUAUGAGAAAUUACAACCUGGUGCAACAGUUUUACAUUAUGCUAGUUUGGAUUUACCUGAACUCGCUACCGUGGUACCCGUAUCGCCCGCAUCUGUUCAGGAAGGCUUCAGUUAUGCCGAAAUUGACUUUACAAAACUGAAACAAAAUUAACUUUUAUGGUUCAAAGGUGUGCCGUUGUAUUUUACAAUAUUUACAUCAGAGCUCUGUGUGUUUGCAAAUUUGAAUAGUAAGCAGACAGUAUGUUUGAUGGGUUUUACAUCCUAAAUUAGUUCGAUGAAAAUUAUUGAAUUCGUGCAAGGUUCCGGGUACCAGUUGUGUAUAAUUUAUUUCUUUUAUCCCAGCAUCUGAAGUGUAAUCAUUUAUUGGGUUUUUGUAAAGCGUUUUUUCAAUUUCUCUCUUUUUUCUUUUAUUUUUCUUUCUUUUUAUUUAUUAGUUUUUUUUUUUUUUGUAAAAAAGAAACAAAGAAUUAUUCGCACUUAUAAUUCUGGUAUAGCAUUUGGACGUCGUUAUUGUAUGAGAAGAAGAUAUUUAUUUAUAUUAUUUUUAUGGAAACAAAUAUAUAUUGAUAUACAUAUAUAACGUAAUUUGUAAUUAUUGCGAGAAAAAGAUAAAUCUUGGAUCUGAUGUGCACACAACUGUGCGAAAUAAAAGAAAAACUUAGGCAGUUAUAGUUUAAAUAAUGUAUAUAGAAUUUGUUCACAGCAUUAUGACAUUCCAAGAUAGAUAAUUUCUCAGAUGAAAAUCUUUUAAUUCAAGUUAACUGUCCACGGGCAAUUUAAUGUAAAGUAUCUUUUAUACAUUUGGCUUUUUAAAGUUAUAUUACAUAGAACACUAAUUUUACAAAUUUUUAGAUCUUUUGUGAAUAUAUUUUAUAUUAAAAGAGUGUUGCAUGUCAUCAGUGUAAAUUUUUGGUAAUUAUUUAAAAAAGCAAAAGAACAAAAAAAUAAAAAUUAUUUUUAACUAAUCUGUAAUUAUAUGUAAUUAGUUAAUCAUAUUUUCUGGUAAGAAUGAUAAUUUUACAGACAUUAUAAACUGCCUGAACAUACAAUGCGACUAUUUAAUGGCAUUACCAGAAAUAUAAGAGCAUAAAUUGCUUUUUUUAAAUAUUUUUCAUAUUAUGAAAAAUCUGUUAAUAGGGCAUCGAGAAAAAUCACAGUAAUACGAUUACAGACAAAUAGACGCACCAUAAAGCGAGGUAUAAAUAUGUUAUCAGCUUUUUCAUAUAAAUUAUGAAGUGUCAGAAUACCUUGAGGUAAAUUUGAAUAUAUAUAUAUAUAUAUAUAUAAUGUAUACAUAUGUGUGUAUGUAUAUAUAUUUCCACAUAUGCAUACAUAUUUACUGGGUAAUCUGUGAAAAAGGGUACAAUCGGAAAAAGUGGUGAUUGCUUGUUUAAAAAUAGCUAGAAGCGGAAAAGAAUAAAUGUUUUUUAGCUUAAUGAAGAUUUGAGAUCUUAAUUAUACAUGUAAAAAGAAAGAAAGAAGAAAAAAAAGAAGAAAGAUAGAAAUUUAGUUAUUAAUUAGGUAUUCUUGUCUAUUGACUACACUGAGUAUAAAUUAUAUCGGCGUUGUUAAUAUUGAUUUGAUGAGUAUGCACUAGUUUCCAUAGAGUAUAAUAUAUGCUAUGAUAUUACGCUUGUUAAGCUACGAGUAGCGUUAAAGAUUUUCGUAAACUCUCUUUGCUAUUUUUAAUGUCGCGUUUGACGUGAAUCGUUUUUAAAUCGGUGAUCAUUUUUUUUUUGUCGGUUAUACCUUAACUUGCAGUAUACCGCGUAUAUACAUAUGCAUCGUCCAAAUAAUGCUAUAAAUA